Molecule: messenger RNA, 999 nt
Organism: Aspergillus pseudonomiae
Lineage: Eukaryota; Fungi; Ascomycota; Eurotiomycetes; Eurotiales; Aspergillaceae
Exons: 4
Coding region: 1-999 (332 amino acids)
Source: RefSeq, a predicted model, not a curated record
AUGCAUUCAACGGCAGCCAUCGUGCUGGUGGGCGUAUUUGGCGCCCUGAGCGAGGCGUUAAUGCUUUUGCGCCUGGUAAUGCGGAGGUGUCGCGGUCAACAUUUGAUUCUCAGUGAUUAUCUCACUAUCGCUUGCAUUAGUCUGGUCCUGGCCCGCUCUGCAUUCGCGACAGUCAUCUUGGUCUGGGGAAACAACCAUAUGGAUCGGCAUGUUGCAGAUCUGAGCUCGACUGAAAUCUACCGUCGCCAGGUCGGCAGUAAACUGACGGUAGUUAACCGUCUGGUAUACAAUGUCUAUCUUUGGCUGCAAAAGGCUGUAGUCUUACUUCUCUGCCAGCGAAUCCUCUCUGGUCUUCCGUGGCCUGAACGGAUGGUUAGAGCAUGCUGGGCCUUGCUCGUUGCCAGCUUUGCUGCGGUCCAGAUCACUACCUUUACCGACUGUCGACCUCUGUAUCUUUACUGGCAAGUCAUGCCGGAUCCAGGUUCAUGUAUCGAAGCUCAUACUCAACUCGUCACUCUUAUUUCUAUGAACAUCUCGACCGACACAAUGUUAAUGAUCCUACCCAUGCCAUGGCUACUCAGGGUUAAAACAUCAUGGAUGCGCCGUCUGCAACUGGUCGGACUAUUUGCAAUCGGAUUACUUCUCAUUGCGAUAGCCAUCGUCCGCCUUCCAUCUUUUGAUGAUAACACAUCUCAACUGAACCGAAACACCUGGGGAUCCGUGGAGGAAUUCCUCGCGGCAUUCGUCGCCAAUGUGCCUACCUUAUAUACCCUGCGACGAAGAGUCGAAAAGAGCUAUCCCGCAUAUUACAGCCAUGGUGCGUCUGAGGGGAGGGUGGGGGGUUCACGGCCAUCUCCUUUCAAUGAGGGGAUAUUAGUCACGAAUAGUGUCCAGCUGGAGUAUAUGGUUGAUGGUCGACAGAAGUCGCAGGGCUCGGAUCACAACGUUAUAAGACAGGAUAGUGACGAGCACCUGGUGCGUGAUGAGCAAUGGCAGUGA